Molecule: messenger RNA, 993 nt
Organism: Helianthus annuus (common sunflower)
Lineage: Eukaryota; Viridiplantae; Streptophyta; Magnoliopsida; Asterales; Asteraceae
Product: leucine-rich repeat extensin-like protein 5
Exons: 3
Coding region: 1-993 (330 amino acids)
Source: RefSeq, a predicted model, not a curated record
AUGUGGAAAUAUCUGGGUGUGACAGGAUCAACAAAAAUGCUGCCACGAUUCAGAAGAGGAGGACGAGGCAAGGCACCAUUCACCAGCCAUGAUCAUGAGGCCGGACCUUCCCACCAACGAACUCCGUCUGUAACAAUGAGCACAAGUCCUCAAGAGGAUUGGAGGACCUAUUUGGAGCCCGCGAGGCGAUCUGUCUCGCUAAGUUCAUCACCCUCUUACCAUCAUUCUUUUGGGCCGCAAUCGCAGAACGAGCCCAAUAAUUCUCAUCACUCAUACCUACCACUGCAGCGGUCGGGGUCGUACCACGCGUUUCAAGACCUGACCCCAUAUUUCCAGAGCCGGUUUAACCAGGCAAAUCAGAUUGAAGAACCAAUGGGUCAUAACCCAUUGGGCCCAGAAGACCAUUUCCCUGAAGCUCAGGACAUGGAGAUGGAUGAUGAUCCGGAUCCCGCCGAACCACCAUCUGGGACACCUACUCACCCCAUCGAGAUUUCGAAUGGGUCGUCUUUUCAUGGAUCACCUUAUCGUGGUCCAGACAGCUAUGAGGCAAGCACCCCUCAACCUUCCAGUGGCAGUCACUAUGCGCCACUUUAUGAAGACCCGCAUAUGGGUGGGCCUUCAAACCCCGUUUCCGAGGUGGACUCUACGCCAGUCGCACCGCCACUAGUGGGUUAUGAUAACCCAAUUCCUUCAUACGCCGGUGUAGCGGCGUAUAACCCUUUUGAGCAGCCAGCCCAUACUAACUACAACUACGCCGAAGUUGACCCAUACCUUAUAGCGGCGAACUACAAUGCUCUUCAUCCUGAGGGGCCCUAUGGAGUCCCACACCAGUCUGGGUACCAAGCUUUUGGGUAUCCAUACCCGCCACCUCCUCAACCUCCGCAUAAGCAGCCGCCGCAGCCGCCAUUGAUACCGCCAACGCAACAACAGGAAAUUCUUCAGAGAUUAAGCCAGGUCGAGCGGGAGGUUCAAGAAGAGCGUAGGAACCACUGA